Messenger RNA from Ixodes scapularis (black-legged tick), 789 nucleotides. RefSeq names its product estradiol 17-beta-dehydrogenase 8-like. The record is from RefSeq and is a predicted model, not a curated record. The transcript is spliced from 3 exons. Bases 1 to 759 code for a protein of 252 amino acids. NCBI's taxonomy places the organism in Eukaryota, Metazoa, Arthropoda, Arachnida, Ixodida, Ixodidae. Gene Ontology annotation, molecular function: oxidoreductase activity, acting on the CH-OH group of donors, NAD or NADP as acceptor.
AUGUCCAGCGCUUCGAGCUUCUUCGAGGAACGACUCGCUCUCGUAGUCGGAGGCGGCGGGGGAAUCGGCAGAUGUGUGAGUCUCGCUUUCGCCAAGAAAGGCUGCCGAGUCAUUGUGGCUGGAAGGAACUUGGACAGAGUUGAGGACGUUGCCAAGUCCCUGCCGGGUAAUGGACAUGAAGCACUCCAGGUAGAUGUGGGCCAAUCGAAGUCUGUGGCUCUGCUCUUCGAGAAUGUCUCCAGGCUGUGUUCUCGGCCUGCAAGCAUCGUGGUUAACUGCGUCGGCAUUCCAAACAUUAUGACCCCAAUUGUUGAUAUGUCGGAAGAGAUGUUUGAUAAUAUCAUCCGAGUAAAUCUAAAGGGCACGUUCCUGAUAACCCAAGCAGCGGCGCGGGCUAUGACUGCAGGAAACGUUCGCGAUGGGGCCAUCGUGAACAUUUCAAGCUUCGUGUCAAAGCUGUGCCUUCCCUACCGCGCCGCAUACGCAGCGUCCAAAGCUGGGCUGGAGGCAUUCACCAAAGUGGCGGCAAAGGAGCUCGCCUCGCAGGGCAUCCGUGUCAACAGCGUCCUGCCUGCACUCACGACCACGCCCAUCUCCGGAGCGAAUAGAAAGCCCGACGAAAGAAAGAGGAUGGUGGAGCUCAUUCCUCUAAAGAGAGUCAGCCGCCCAGAAGAGGUGGCUGACGUCAUCGUAUUCCUCUGUGGUCCCGGAAGCUCUUUCAUGACGGGCGCCGCUGUGGACAUCGCGGGCGGGCUGUAGCUCACGCGCUUCACCGAUGCCUCUUAGAUG